GAUCGGGUGGGUGUUAGCGACUCUCGUCCCAUACCCUCGCGGUCGCGUUUAUUUCCGUUAACUUUUAUUUUUUUUUAUACACAUUCUUUCGCUCGGCUUCCUCCAUCACUAUAGCGCUCCUAUCAGUACAAUUAUGUUUUGUUAUUAUUGCAUCUAGCAUUUCGCUGCAGCAGAAAAAUUACACGCGUGACGUAUACCGUAGUUGAUUGAUGGAGGGCCUUUAAACGGCUCUGACCUGGUGCCGCGUGACAAAACCGCUCCGUCUCUGCAUAAGUGAACCGCAGUGUGAAGGACCCCGGCGGUCACUAGCUGUGCACCGUCGCGGACGUACGGCAGUUUCUCGUUUAUUACUUCCGCCCACCGGCGCGUCGCGCUGCGAUGACGCCGCCCCCGCCACCCACGCCGCUGCACGCACACAGCCGGCCCAACAGACGCGCGUCGGCGCGCGAGUCGCAGCUCUGAGGGCGUCGACGUCAUGGUCAUCAUGUCCUCGUGCGACGGCCGAGCGCACCUCCCGCUGCAGCAGCCGCCGGCCUCGGCGCCCAUGGCGGCGUCUACGGUCGCGUCGUCGUCGCCGCCGCCCACUUCCGCCGCCACAGCCGCCGCCUCUUCGGGAGCGACGCCCAUCCGCGUGGGUUUCUACGACAUCGAACGCACCAUCGGCAAGGGCAACUUCGCCGUCGUCAAACUGGCCAGACAUCGCAUCACCAAGACGGAGGUGGCCAUCAAGAUCAUCGACAAGUCGCAGUUGGACGCGGCGAACCUGCGCAAGGUGUACCGCGAGGUGGACAUCAUGAAGACGCUCGACCACCCGCACAUCAUCAACCUCUACCAGGUGAUGGAGACGAAGAACAUGAUCUACAUCGUAUCGGAGUACGCCAGUCAGGGAGAGAUAUUUGACUACAUCGCGAGGUUCGGCCGGAUGUCGGAGUCGGCAGCGCGGCGCAAGUUCUGGCAGAUCCUGUCCGCCGUGGAGUACUGCCACAACAAGCGGGUGGUGCAUCGGGACCUCAAGGCGGAGAACCUGCUGCUGGACGCGAACAUGAACAUAAAGAUCGCGGACUUCGGCUUCAGCAACUACUUCACCCCGGGCGAGACGCUGAGCACGUGGUGCGGCUCUCCGCCCUACGCCGCGCCAGAGGUGUUCGAGGGCAAGCGCUACGUGGGGCCCGAGAUAGACAUCUGGAGCCUGGGCGUGGUGCUGUACGUUCUGGUUUGCGGCGCCCUGCCUUUCGACGGAUCGAGCCUGCAGUCGCUCAGGGACCGGGUUCUGUCCGGCAGGUUUCGCAUCCCUUACUUCAUGAGCUCCGACUGCGAGUCGCUGAUCCGCAAGAUGCUGGUGCUGGACCCGUGCCGGCGGUACACGGUGGAGCAGAUCAAGCGCCACCGCUGGAUGAGCGCCGAGGCGCCCCGGCUGCUGCCCAGCGGCGCGGGCGGCACCUCCUCCGAGCCCAACGAGCAGAUCCUGCGCCUCAUGCAGAGCCUCGGCAUCGACGGCAACAAGACCCGAGAGUCUCUGCGCAGCGGCAGCUACGACCACCACGCGGCCAUCUACCUGCUGCUGCUGGAACGCCUGCGCCAGCACCGGUCGUCGCUGCCGCCGCUGGCCGCGCAGCAGCCGGGCGUGGACGCCGCGCGCCGCGCCAGCCUCGACCACCGGCACGACAUCCUGCACGACCUCGCCGCCGCCAGGCGCCUCCCGACGCGGCACCUGUCGAGCGUGUCGGCGGACGAGGGGGUGGAGGUGGAGGCGGAGGGCGGCUACGGCAGCGCGUCGUCCUCCAGCUGCAACAAGAGCCUGAGCCAGCACCUCAGCUGCGACUCGGGCUGCUCCGCCGUCUUCGAGGGCUCCGGGCUCGACCUCGCCUCCAGCCUGCCCUCCUGCAGCUACAGCCGCGACGGCUCCGCGCUCGAGGUGUGGCUGCCGGCAGCGGCGGCAGGUGUCGCGUGCGGGGGCGUGUCGACUCCGCCCCCGCGGCCCACCGCGUCGCCGACUCCGCCCCCGGGCCUGGUGCCGGCGGCAGCCGCUCUCGCGAUACGCCCCCGUCUGCCGCAGCUGGCGGGGCUGCACGGCGCGCUGCGCUGCCGCUACAGAGAGCCGCUGCCCAGGGCGGACCGCGACCGCGCCGCCAGGGAGCGCCUGGGGCUGGCCGCCGCCUCCCAGGGGCAGGCGCAGGGCCAGGGGCUGCAGCACCAGCUGCUCGCCUCGCGCCUCCUGCACUCCCGCAGGCUCCUGCUGCAGACCAUGCACGCCAAGCACCAGGAGCCACUCGUCCCGAGGACACCGCGUGCCCACGGUCCGGUGCUGAGGCAGGCGUCGUACAAGAUGGCCGUCCAGCAGGCACCGUUGCUGCCCCCGCUGGAGCCGCCCCCACUGCCGCUGGCCGACGACUGGCGCUCACUGCCCGGCUCGCUAGCUGCUGCCUGCUCACUCGCAGACUCCCAGCCUCCUCCACUUUCACUGAGUCCUGCACCUGGCUCCUACCUUCCGGGAGGCCUGCCUUGGCAACCACUGGGACCGUCGGUCUGUGACAGUCCCAUCCUCGAACUCACGGAGCACAUGGAAUCCGUCUGAAGGCAGUGGUGCAGAAUGUUCGAAGGCUACAUUUUACUUCAGCCCCCCUGUGGGCUUCUGCCAUUAUGGGCCCAGUAUUUGAUUGCUUGAGAAUGAUUUAUACUCCAAAACAGAUUAAAUUUUAAGAGUAACGUGUACC
This is a messenger RNA of Schistocerca nitens (vagrant locust), 2714 nucleotides long. RefSeq names its product serine/threonine-protein kinase MARK2-like. Lineage: Eukaryota; Metazoa; Arthropoda; Insecta; Orthoptera; Acrididae. Gene Ontology annotation, molecular function: tau-protein kinase activity; ATP binding; protein serine/threonine kinase activity. The transcript is spliced from 14 exons. Gene Ontology annotation, biological process: microtubule cytoskeleton organization; intracellular signal transduction; protein phosphorylation. Gene Ontology annotation, cellular component: cytoplasm. Bases 476 to 2575 code for a protein of 699 amino acids. The record is from RefSeq and is a predicted model, not a curated record.